UAGUUUUUUACCAUUGCCAGGAGGGACAUGUUGCAGUUGAGAACACCUCGGCUCAGGAAGUAAGAUGCCGGGUCUGCUUUGGCUUUUUUGUAUUGGGCUUCUCCUUGCCACUGGCAGGAGCCAAAGUGUUACAGACCAAGCCAGGGAUUUCCUAAAACGGUUUGAACAGGAAGCAGAAGUCCUUUAUCAUCAAAGCGCACUUGCACAAUGGGAAUACAACACCAAUAUCACUGAUGAAAAUGCCCAAAAAAUGAGCGAAGCAGGAGCCAAAUGGUCAGCAUUUUACACCAAUGCAAGUAAAAAUUCAGAAGCAUUCAACAAAGAUUAUAUAACAGACCCUAGCAUCGAACUUCAGCUAAUCUUCCUUUCAGAGAAGGGCUCAGCCAUUUUGCCAGCGGAGAAAUAUACUAGACUCAAUCAAGUUCUAAAUGAAAUGAGCACAAUAUACAGCACACACGCUGUCUGUAAACCAGAUGGAUCAAAGGAAUGUUUGCCACUGGAACCAGGUCUGGACAAAAUCAUGGCUGAAAGCAUUGAUUAUGAGGAAAGACUGUGGGCUUGGGAAGGUUGGAGAGCUGGAGCUGGAAAGAAAAUGAGAUCGUUGUAUGAGGAAUAUGUUGAUCUGGAAAAUGAGGCUGCCCGUCUUAAUGGUUAUAAUGACUAUGGAGAUUAUUGGAGAGGAAACUAUGAAACUCUGGCAACAGACAUGUAUGCCUACAGCCGUGAUGAUCUUAUAAAGGAUGUGGAAAGAACAUACCAAGAGAUACUACCACUCUACAAGGAACUACAUGCAUUUGUAAGAGGAAAUCUGCAGCAAGUCUAUGGUUCUCGGUACAUCAGUGACUCUGGAUGCCUUCCUGCUCAUUUGCUUGGUGAUAUGUGGGGAAGAUUUUGGACAAAUUUGUAUCCUCUGAUGGUCCCCUACCCAAACAAAGAAAGCAUUGAUGUGACUCCUACCAUGGUAGCUCAGGGAUGGACGAUAGAAAGAAUGUUCAAGGAAGCAGAAAUUUUCUUCAAGUCUGUUGACCUUUUUGCACUUAAUGAAAACUUUUGGAAUAAUUCAAUGCUAGAGGAGCCUAAAGAUGGAAGACAAGUUGUGUGUCACCCUACAGCCUGGGAUUUGGGAAUGAAUGACUUCAGAAUCAAGAUGUGCACAAAGGUGAAUAUGGAAGACUUCCUUACAGUACACCACGAACUGGGACACAUUCAGUAUGAUAUGGCAUAUGCUAAGCAGCCUUUCAUGUUGCGGGAUGGUGCCAAUGAAGGUUUCCAUGAGGCUGUUGGGGAGAUUAUGUCCCUGUCUGCAGCUACCCCAAAGCAUCUCAAGCAUCUCAAACUACUGGAUGCAAACUUUGUAGAAGAUCAGGAGACAGAAAUUAAUUUCUUAUUCCGACAAGCACUGGCCAUCGUUGGCACAUUACCUUUCACCUAUAUGCUGGAGCAGUGGAGAUGGAAAGUGUUCAGAGGAGAAAUCCCUAAGGACCAAUGGAUGAAAACCUGGUGGCAGAUGAAACGAGAACUAGUUGGAGUGGUGGAACCUGUCCCACAUGAUGAAACCUACUGUGACCCGCCAGCUCUUUUUCACGUGUCCAAUGACUAUUCAUUUAUUAGGUAUUACACAAGAACUAUUUACCAGUUCCAGUUCCAAGAUGCCCUCUGCAAGGCCGCAGGACAUGUAGGUCCACUCCAUACAUGUGACAUUACUAACUCAAAAGAAGCUGGAGCAAAACUAAGAGCUAUGUUGGAGCUUGGCAAAGCUAAGUCCUGGACUGAAGCACUACAAAGCAUUACAGGAGGAGUAAAAAUGGAUUCCCAACCACUUCUUAAAUACUUUGAGCCAUUAUUUGUAUGGCUACAGAAGAAUAAUGAGGAAAAUAGAAGACAGAGUACCUGGAACACAGCAUGGUCUCCAUUCUCAGAGGCUGAGUCCAUUAAAGUCAGGAUCAGUCUAAUAUCUGGCCUAGGAGACAAUGCGUAUAAAUGGGAUGCAAGUGAAAUGUACCUGUUCAGGUCAUCGAUUGCAUACGCCAUGUCAAAAUAUUACUCUGAUGUAAUGAAACAAGAAGUAUCUUUAACAUUUGAAAAUGUACAUGUAUAUGACGAGACCCCAAGAGUUUCCUUUAUGUUUUAUGUCACCAUGCCAAAUAAUGCUGUGGUUUCGAAACUGGAAGUGGAAAAGGCUGUGAAGAAGUCUAAAGACCGGAUCAACAGCAUAUUUAAACUAGAUGACAAUGCUCUAGAGUUUAUAGGUAUUCCUCCUACUCUGGCAGCCCCAGUAGAACAGCCCUUCAGUAUAUGGCUUGUGGUAUUUGGUGCCGUAGCUGCCAUAAUAGUUGUUGCUUUCAUUGUUCUGAUCGUUCUUGGUUACAAAGAAAGGAAAACGAAACAAAAAUCUCAAGGAGACAAGGAAGCUGUAGAGCUCAGCCAAAACGCUAAUAACCCUGAACCUGCUACAUUGGAAAUUACUCAAGAAAAUACAGGGCAAAUGAAUAAAGCAUUUGAUGGAAAUGAUAAUAAAGCAUUUGAUGGAAAUGAUAAUAAAGCGAUUGACGGAAAUGACAAUAAAGGGAUUGAUGGAAAGGAUAAUAAAGCAUUCAGUGGAAAUGAUAAUAAAGCAUAUGAAGAAGUAGAGACUAUGAAUACAACAUUUUAAAGAAAACCAAUUAAUCGUUCAUGGACAUUUUCCCUAUACUGGGACUGAUUUAAGAAUAACUUGCUCUGUAACUGCAAAAAAGACUCUGUUAAGAUAAAUUCCCAAAGUAUAUAUAGGAAUCCACUAGUACCAGCUAUGGAACAAGGUCUUCUACUGCAUGACCAAUAAGGUCCAACCGCAAUACUAUGAUACGAGCAUCAGAAUUUGUAUUAUUGACAACAAUAACAGGAUUCUCCCAAUGGUUAACAUGCACAAAAGAAAGGGAAUAAUUAUAGUUUUUAUGAUGACUUAAUCUGGUUUACCUCUGUUGCAUUAAAAAUAUAGUUUUGCACUUGUGCAACAUAAAGAAACAGACAGAGGUACAAGAUAUCAUUAACCUACUGAUCAUCAAAAGUUAUGCAACAAUACCUCCCAGGCUCCUUCUCCCAGCUAAAGGGGUAAAGGGAUACUGAGACAUGUAGUUCUACCUCACUAUAUUGGGUUGCCUAGGCUUACUGUAGUUUAUACUUUAUGUUCUCUGUCUAAACCAUGUUGUUUGUGCCCUUGCAUAUGUUUUAUGUUGGAUCUGUGGAAAGCUGGAAAAAAAUGCCAUAACAUUGGUUCAAACCAUUUGCUUAAUUGAAUACAAAGUCUUGUUUACCCAAAUGCAAUACAUUAAAUCUGUAUGAAUGGAUAAAGCUAAUAAAACUAUUUAAUAUCU
This is a messenger RNA of Xenopus tropicalis (tropical clawed frog), 3353 nucleotides long. It is a transcript of the gene ace2, whose product is annotated as angiotensin converting enzyme 2. NCBI's taxonomy places the organism in Eukaryota, Metazoa, Chordata, Amphibia, Anura, Pipidae. The transcript is spliced from 18 exons. Bases 65 to 2653 code for a protein of 862 amino acids. The record is from RefSeq and is a predicted model, not a curated record. Gene Ontology annotation, cellular component: cilium; apical plasma membrane; cytoplasm. Gene Ontology annotation, biological process: proteolysis. Gene Ontology annotation, molecular function: metallopeptidase activity; carboxypeptidase activity; peptidyl-dipeptidase activity.